Messenger RNA from Ahaetulla prasina, 6036 nucleotides. It is a transcript of the gene JCAD, whose product is annotated as junctional cadherin 5 associated. Gene Ontology annotation, biological process: positive regulation of blood vessel endothelial cell proliferation involved in sprouting angiogenesis. The record is from RefSeq and is a predicted model, not a curated record. Gene Ontology annotation, cellular component: adherens junction; ruffle membrane. Lineage: Eukaryota; Metazoa; Chordata; Lepidosauria; Squamata; Colubridae. The transcript is spliced from 4 exons. The coding region runs from base 452 to 4279 and encodes 1275 amino acids.
UAAAAGAAAUACUUUGAGGAGGAAAUAAUAAAUUCGGGCCAUUGCACUGGAGAUUUUCACAAGGUGCCCAGCUGAGGUACCCUAUUUUGGGCUCCUGUACCAAAGUUUAUUUAGGCCGCAUCAACCUCCUCUUGCCUCUUCCAUAAGACGCAGGCGAAGGAGACACACAAGGUGCACAGGGAAGGACGUAGGGAGGGGAGGGACGCGUAGCCUUUGAAACCUUGCCCGGCGCGCGAGUCGCUUUCUCACUUCAAAGUCGGUGCAGCGCUGGAGAGAAGAGCGACGCGCAGGCAUCUCGGACUCUCGCCCUCCACCGGGCGUGCUAGGCGGCGAUGCUGCUUCGCCAGAUUCCCAAGUUCGGGAUGUCGAUGGCGGGCGCCCGCCAACGCCGCCGCCGCAGCAGUCCAGCACUGAUAAAUUGAGAUACUGAGGUAAAUAAAACGACGCCAAUAUGUUCAGCGUAGACGACCUUCUGAUUUCUCAUGGAUACAAGCCAUCUAAAUCUCCUACCAAUUCAUCUGGAGCUACUGGAGGUCAGCAUGAAGAUACUGGUAGGCAGUCUGGUCAGGCAACCAAGAAUGGUUUGCCAAUCCAUCCUGGAGCCAUACCCAAGACUAAUAAAGCAAGAAGAUAUCUAAAUGACAACGAGAACAAGCUUGCCGUUCGAGGGAAGCCAAGGAACACCAACCAUGAAUAUUUCUCAGAUCCAGGCAAUGUGCAAGGAGGGCUUUAUGACCAAUCACUAAGUAGGUCUUCGCCCUCCAAGAAAGAGAAAGAUUUUGCCUCCUGGAAACGACAAUGCCAUGAUUUCAGCGUAUAUGAUUAUCCUGGCAAAGUAGACAAUGAAAUAAGAGGAAUGGGUGCAACCUGUGCCCUGUUUGACAAUGAGAACAAAGUUCAGUGGGAAAAUGAAGAAAGAUUAGAAAAUCUGAGGAGUAACAAACAGGAGGCCAUGAAACCUCCUGGUGACUACAGAAGGCAAAGUUUAAAGAUGGAAACUUGGAAACAACCAAGUGCAUUUGGGCGACGUGAGCAUGAUACAGAUAAUAAAAAAAGGCUGCUUCAAGAUGUGUAUUCAGGAAGAGAAAACAUUGCGGCUUCCCAUGUUAAGAAUAAACCACAAUCUUUCCCAGGAUUUUUUUCAUCAGAAAAUUCUAACUUUGCUGAAAUUCCUGCCGUAGCCAGUAGUAAAGAGCAUAUAGUAAAGCCUGAGCUGGAAUCUUUGAAAUACUUUGAACCAGCAACUAGGCAACCAGUAACUAGGCCCAAGUAUGGCAGACCCCUGAAGCCGCCACCUUAUGAAUAUCAUCAACAGAGUAGGGGCAUUAUAGAAACCAAUCCACCACAGGACGAACAGCAAAAAAGAAAAACUACUUUCUAUGUGACUAAAGUCGAUGAACCAGAUCAAGAUUCAACCUUAGGACCCCCCUUGUAUGUGCCCCCACCAUCUUACAAAUCUGGUCAGCAAAGUAAAAAUGAUAUGUCCAAAGAAGUGCCUGAUUACAGUGAGUGCUUUCCCAAGGACGUGCAAACUAUAGAUCAGGAUAUUUCUAUUAGUUCCGGGUCUUCGGUUAAUCAGCUACAAGAAGAUGAAGAAUCAAUUUCGAAUAGUGAAACACAGGUGAGAUGUCAGGAGAAACAACAGUCUUCUGUUCAAUAUAUUCCUUUCGAUGACCCUCGAAUACGGCACAUUAAAGUAAUACAUCCACCUGACCAUCAUCAGAUGGAGGAUCAAGCAGAAGAUGCAAAUAACAGUAGUGUCUUCCAUAAAAAUUAUGUGGAUCAGGAGUUCAAUGAUGUAGAAGUUGAUUUAUCAGACUCAAUAAACCCUGCUCUAAAAAGCAACCAGGUCUCUGGUAGAAGCAAAUGGUUGGUUGAAACCAGUGACGAUCUGGAUAGUGGUGCCUUGUCCACCCAAAGAGGCUCUUAUGACACAGGCAAGAAUCUGAACUCUUCAUAUCUCAAAGCAAGGUCAUCUGCUCAAAGCCCAGGUGCAACAGAACUCUCCUCUGAGAUUUUUACGAAAGUGAAAACCUUUGAACCUGGAACUGAGAUUCAAGGCAAAAACAAUCUGAAGAAAAAAACAAGUGAAGCUAUGUUUUGCUUGGUGUAUGUCCCACCUCAAUCUGAACUGAACAUGGCAGGUGUUGAUAGGAAUAACAAUGCAAUACAGGGUUCCGCUGAACUUUAUGAAAAUGACAGCAAUAGAGAUCUGAAAGAACAGAGUUUCCUAAGUACGUCUUCUACUGAUUUAGAGCUCGAAGCCCUUACAGGAAACAUGCUCAAUAAAAAUGUGUUAGAGAAACAAGAUUUUCAGAGACCAGAGUUCAAACAAAUGAAUUAUUUCAGCUGCAAGCAGCCUCCAAAGCACAAAGGGCUCGAGUAUUCUGGCUCAUUGCCAUGCACUAGGUAUAAGGACCAAGAAACACAAACCUGUUUCAUAGAAGAACCCCAAAUUCAGCAGCCACUCCAAGGGCCGCAGCAUGGAUCACAACUUAGGAAAUCAAAUACACUGACCAAUGGCCACUUCUUAAAGUAUGGGUCAUCUACUACAGAACCUGCACCGAGUAGAUUACCUAUUAGUAACAGGAAAGAUAGACCAAUUCCUCCCCCUAGGAAAACUCAGUUUAACAAGCCCAGCAAACCUGAGUCUCCUAGGACUGUGGUCAGCUCCAAAACAAGCCAGAAUGAGUUGUGUGCUACAUCCACAGGGCUUCCUGGGCAGAAAAAUGAACCCAGUUUUGCCCACAAGGAAGAAAGGAAAUCACCUUGUAGUGUCAAAGAAGCCUUUGGGCAAUUUCUCUUGAAGCCUGUAAGCAGAAGGCCUUGGGAUGCAAUAAGUGAACUGGAAAGCUUUAAUAAGGAAAUACAAAACCAAGACGAAAGUAGUGAGGAUGAUAAAGAAAAUGACCAGAGGCAAGAUAGAGAAGGAGAUAAAAAAGUGGAAAAGGCAGAGGGAAAAGCAUGUAGAGUGGAUGAAGUCAGCCAAGACCAUAUAUGUAGUGCAGAGGCGAAAAAAGUAAAACCAGCCACUUCUCUGUUUAAAAAUGGGACCAAUAAAAGUAAAUCCAAAAGUGAAAGCGGUUCUAAAAUCCCAGAGACAAGAGUUGUACUUGGUGAUCUUAGGAAUGUUAGAUCAGAGGCGCGAGAAAUGGAUAAAUCAGUUAAAGAAAAAAAGGGAAAUGAUCUAAAUCAAAGACAGGAUAAUGCAAGAAAGAUUAUUAAACAGGCUAUCAGUCUGCAUCCAAUGAAAUCAAAUGUUUCGGGUCGUUGGGAGAGUGGAAAUUCUAAACCACUCAACCGCAUUAACUCUGGGGAAGGAAGUGUUGAAAAGGAUAAGGAGUUUGAUAAGAUGAACAAAAUAGCAAGCAGGAAUACCCCUGCUUCAAAAACAGCAUCUGUAGCCCCAUUAUCUUUUAAAAAAAGGAACCAGGGGCGCUCUGAGCCAAAUUUGAGAUCUGCUGGCCUGGAUGUCAAUGAAGGAACAAACAUUCCAGGUUCUUCUACAAAGAAGAUUUUGUCAAAUGAAUCCCUUCGCACAAGAGCCUCUAGGAUCCUGGGCAUAGAGGUAGCUGUGGAAUCUCUAACAGCUGAUAACAAAACUCUUCCUGAUGGUGGAGCCAAUAAAAUGGCACAGAGCCGUAAAUUGUCAGACAAAAAGAUACCAAGGGCUGAAAUGAAAAUAAAUGUGGCUUCUUCCAAAGGAAAGCCAAAAAGUGGCUGGUCGAAAAGCACUUUGAUUGGAGAAAACAACUUUGGAUCAGUGAAGAACCAGUGUAGUGGUGAAGAAAAGUUGGCACGUGAACAAUAUUUUCUUGACAAACAUCAAGAAGACCAUGCUCCCACUCUUGAAUCUGCUGUGCUUCCCCUUGCUGGAAGAAAAUCGCUCGCCUCAAACAUAGAAAAGAAAACUAAAAGCAUUUCAAAGGUAACUGUGCCCAGACAAGGCAAAGUGGCCUCUGCUGUAAGCCGAGCAGCUAUGGAUCGCAUAGCGCGGAUGAAAGAAGUUGAUUCAGUUUCUCGUAUGAGACGUCUCACUAUAAAGAAUGCUGAGGACAGAGACGAAGAGAGGCAAUUAAAGGAAACAGAAAGGAAAGGAAAUGAUUCCGCCGUUGUCAGCACUGAAUUGCCCCGCAAACUGUCCCAAGGCAGUUGCGUUUCCAAGCGUAUAAUCUCACUGGAUGAAAAUGAACAUCUAGGCCAUACAAAUGCAAAGAAAAAUGGAAAAGAUUUACCUAGCUCAGAGGCCUAUGAUCCGAGCCAGGUUGAAAGGGUGUGAUACAAAAAGAGCUGGAUUUCAAGAGAUUUCAAAUCUUUGUGAGGCAUUUUGCUAAGUGGCACCAUGUGGAAAUAUCCUUAAGCCUCAAUGUUUAGAGAGUGUUACCUGCUAGAGGAGGAAAACAAGUCUUUAUAGAGAAUGUAUGCUUUCUGAAACUUUUAUGGAAGAGUGUGUGUAUAUAUGCACGCACACAAAGAUCUCUUAAUCUGGAACCAUCUGUUUUUCAAAGCAUUAAGAUUUAAUGCCUCUACUUGGCAUGGAUUGGCCAUUUUUAAACUGAAUUGAAUAGUGUUCAGUCAGAAUGGUAAAUAGAAUUUGGGAGGGGCUCAGGGAAAGGGUUGCUUAUUUCUCUGUAAAAAAUGUAAACAGGAGAGAUUAAGAAAAUUAUUUUUGAAAAAAGAAUGUGAAUUUCUAAGUUAAAUAUCCAAACUUCUGAACUCUCAGCCUUGUUGAACAUUGGCCAUAAAAUGGGUUGCAAGAGAACCACUGGUGCCUUUUCAGUUCAAGGGGAUGCCUGACAACAGGACUGAAUGCCGACUGACCAACUGUGAAAUCAAUUGGGACUUGGUCUGAAACGGCUUUGAGUGGAAUUUCUUCCUUCUUGCAUGUCAAGACUAUGCAGACAAAUGGCACCCUUGGAAGAGGUGAACCCAAAAUAUGGCAGAUCAUUUUGCCGCCUCUGACCUCUGAUCAAGUCAAACCAGCAUCAACUCCACUUUGACUGCUGUUCUACCCUCGCUGUUGUGUAGUUCAUUCUGUUUCCUUUUUCUCUUUGUAGUUUGGGCACCACCAACUCACUUGUUUGUUACAGCACACAUCCUUUUCUAAUCUAAGCAACCUUUUUGCAAAAUGUGAUGUAAUUUUCUAUAAUGUAGGCGGUCUACCAGUUCUUGGUAAGGUCUUCCCCUCCCCUCCCUUCUGCUCUUCUUAUGUGAGUUUUUCAAAGAAACUACAUAAGAAGAAUUUAUUUGUGCAUCUUCUACACAUUCCACAUUAGCUUCUAUCUACAGCUGCCAUGCUGUGUACAUAAUAUUCGAUCCUGUGUAUAAACAGUCUUACAAAGGAGGUACCUAAAUCUAGACAGGCUUAAUUUUCUUAUUGCUUGGAUUGGUCCAAGGAUGUUGGUGGUGUUGGUUCAACUGAUCACUUUCUACCCAGUUAAUUGCCAAAAAUUAAAAAGAUCAGUUUAAUAUAUUUGCAUCCUUAAGUAUGUAAAUUUUGUUUCUAGUGAUGCAAAUACUGAAGCCUUGUGCUACAAAUGUACCCAUUUAUAGAAAUAGGAGUCCUUUGCCACUAUUUAAUUCUUGGAGAAAAUCUGGGACCAUCUCUAUGAAAUAACAAGGGAUAACACUUGUUUUCACUUGCUUUUAUGGCAACUCUAGCAAUAAGCAACAAAAGAAUAUAUAAUUUCAAUCAUUGAUGCUCAGUGCCAUUUAUAUGUUGAUGUGAUUUGUGCCUAUAUUUGAAACUCUUAAGCCAAAUUUAUAAGCACCCAUCUUGGUACAGAAACUCAAACAAUUGCCUUGCCUUUAUGUUUGAAUGUUGUAUUUAUACCUGUUUUGUUUAAUGGCAAUACGUAUAGGAUCCAUAUUUGUAAGCACACAAAGAGUUAUUUUUGUCACUUAAAAACACUUUAUGUUGGAUUUAGGGCAAACUUUAUUCAUUUCUCCAGGAGUAAUAAGCAAUUUAAAUUACUCAAUGUUUAUGUAUCUGUUAUUCUUUUUAUUUGCUAAUAUACUUCUGGAAAUAGUAUCCUA